Molecule: messenger RNA, 1503 nt
Organism: Rhizopus microsporus ATCC 52813
Lineage: Eukaryota; Fungi; Mucoromycota; Mucoromycetes; Mucorales; Rhizopodaceae
Product: S-adenosyl-L-methionine-dependent methyltransferase
Exons: 1
Coding region: 123-1322 (399 amino acids)
Biological process (GO): protein methylation
Molecular function (GO): protein methyltransferase activity; nucleic acid binding
Source: RefSeq, a predicted model, not a curated record
GGUGUAUAAAUGAUAUUCAAAAGGCAGCUUCUGGUUUGGUAAAGACAAAGCGUAUCCAAAUCUUGAUCUAACAUAGAUCGUAGAUCCUUGUUGCAAAGAGCGAACGAGUGAAAGAGUUACUGAUGGAAAGCUAUAUGAAUGAUAAGAUCAAUUUUACCAUGCGUGUGAUCUGCCAUGGUCGAAUUGACACGACUGUUAUGUCUGAUCUAUUUUACUUGGAUCAAAGCGACAAGACCCAAGAGUCCAAAGUGAAUCCUAAAGAUGUAUUGAAAUCAAUCGAUAUAAUAUCAGCAACACGAUCUAAUCAUGCGCAAUAUAUUACAACACUUAAUCUGCAUUUGCAUUCACCGCUUUCUAGUCUUCAACUUCGAAAGUUAUUCUUCUUUCAGUCAAAGCAUCCUAUCAUAGGAGAAUCUGCAUAUACCAAACUAUUACACGUCAACAAGGAUAAAGGCCUAUACGCUUCACUCAUGCAUGUGAGCUUCCUUCAUCCCAUCAAAGGUACUCGAGUACAGGUCACUGGUAAUGAACCUCAAAAGUUCGCAGUGAUGCGUGAAAGAGAAUACAAAUUUUAUCAGAAAAAGAUUGAAAGAGAAAACGAAGCGAUGAGAAAGGCAGGGGUAGACGCAUCUGAGCAAAUAGAACGAGAAAAUGGCCAGUUGUUGGCUUAUGUAUUGGGACAAAAGGAUUUUUUCAAUUUGACAUUCAAAGUAACAAAGGAUUGCUUAAUCCCAAGGCCUGCUUCUGAAACGCUUGUCAAAGCUGCUAUAGAUUUUAUUAAGGAUAGAAAAGAUACACGACUAAUUGAUAUCGGAACAGGAUGUGGUAAUUUAGUCAUAUCCAUCAUGGCAAAUCUCCCUUCUUCUGCUAUAACUUCGGCUGCCGCUAUAGACAUUAGUGAAGCAGCACUUGCUGUUGCAAAAGAAAACGGUGAAGCAAUACUAGGAAAAGACAAGAGUAAAAGGAUUGAGUGGCGUAAUCAAUCCAUGUCUGAUGUAGCAGAUGGAAAAGUGUAUGAUAUCUUGGUGUGCAAUCCUCCUUAUCUCGACUAUAAUCAGAUUAGCAAACGAAAAGUUCAAAUGGCAGACCUUGGUCAAGAACCACAUAUUGCCUUAUUUGCUGAGGACGGUGGAUUCAAGUGGUACAGUGUGCUAAGUGAAAUAGCACCCAACAUUGUGAAAGAUGAAGGAAGAGUUAUAUUAGAAUGUGGAAAAGGUAUUCUUCAGCAAGUAUUAGACAUAUGGACUGGUUGGGAGCAAGAAGCGAUAUAUAAAGACGUUCAGGGGUGGGAUAGAUGCAUUGUAUUAAAGAGAACGACAUAAUCUAUGUGAAAAAUAUUUAUUUAUAUAUAUAAUAUACUACUCUGUAUGAGUUGCUCCAGGCACCAAAGGAUACAGGUCUUUAUCAUCGUUUUUUAUAUGCUGCUUGUUCUUUUGUUCGGAUAGAGUCGUUAGAAAAUUGGUAAUGAAUAUCUUUUCAUGAAUCAAUCUCUGAAUCUGAUUA